CGCCCCCGAGGCGCCUGACUCUGAACCGCAACCCCUUCUCAUUUCCAGCCCUGCGGAUCUCCAUUUUCUUCUUCCCCGAUAUUCAGGAGCAGAGGAAUAAAGACUUAGAAAAAUGAAUGAAGAAUACGACGUCAUCGUCCUGGGCACCGGACUCACGGAAUGCAUCUUAUCAGGCAUCAUGUCAGUGAAGGGGAAGAGGGUUCUGCACAUGGACCGCAACUCCUACUACGGAGCUGAGAGUGCCUCCAUCACGCCCCUUGAGGAUCUCUACAAGCGCUUCAGCCUUCCGGGCAAACCUCCUGAGUCAAUGGGAAAAGGCCGGGACUGGAAUGUGGACCUCAUCCCUAAAUUCCUUAUGGCCAACGGUCAGCUGGUGCGCAUGCUGCUGAUCACAAAGGUGACUCAGUACCUGGAUUUCAAAGUGGUGGAGGGCAGCUUUGUGUACAAGGGCAACAGAAUCUAUAAAGUCCCCUCUACUGAGUCUGAGGCUCUGCAAUCUAGUCUCAUGGGAAUUUUCGAGAAACGACGCUUCAGAAACUUCCUUCAAUACGUUGCCUGCUUUGAUGAAAACGACCCCAAAACCUUGUUAGGCACCGACCCACAAAAGACGGAUAUGAGGUCCGUCUUCCAAAAGUACAACCUUGGCCCAGACGUCAUGGACUUCACCGGCCACUCCCUCGCCCUCUACCGUACAGAUGAAUACCUGGAUCAACCUUGCCUUGAGACGAUAAACAGAAUCAAGCUUUACAGUGAGUCUCUGGCUAGAUAUGGCAAGAGCCCAUACCUGUACCCACUGUAUGGCCUGGGAGAACUGCCUCAAGGGUUUGCCAGGCUGAGUGCUAUCUACGGUGGGACGUAUAUGCUGAACAAGCCCAUAGAGGAGAUCGUGGUGGAGAACGGGAAGGUGGUGGGAGUCAAGUCUGAGGGAGAGAUGGCCAGGUGCAAGCAGCUGAUCUGCGACCCCAGCUACGUUAUGGAUCGUGUCACCAAAGUGGGUCAGGUGAUUCGAGUCAUCUGCAUCUUGAAUCACCCCAUCGCCAACACUAGCGACGCCAACUCUUGCCAGAUCAUCAUCCCCCAAAAGCAGGUCAACAGGAAACAUGACAUCUACGUUUGUAUGAUCUCCUUCGCUCACAACGUGGCAGCACAAGGUAAAUAUAUCGCCAUCAUCAGCACCACGGUGGAGACAAACGACCCAGAGAAGGAGAUCAAGCCAGCUCUUGACCUGCUGCAGCCCAUCGAGCAGAAGUUUGUCAGCAUCAGUGACCUGUAUGAACCCAGUGACAUGGGCACUGACAGCCAGAUCUUCAUCUCCAAAUCAUACGAUGCUACAACUCACUUUGAGACCACCUGCGACGACAUCAAGGACAUCUACAAGAGGAUGACGGGCUCAGAAUUUGACUUUAAUGAGAUGGAGCGCAAGAAGCAGGACACCUUCGGUGACGUAGAGUAGACCCGAUGCGUCCGCAACACUCCUGAUUAUCAAAGACAACGCUGCCGACAACUUAAAUCUUACAACAAAAAAAAAUAGAAAACCCACAGAAACAUGUACACACUUACGGGCUCCCUGAUGAUCCAAGUAUAUGGUUGGCCCAUUAAGGAAGUUAAUGAUAUAUAGAGAGAUAUGAUAUAGUAUUGUUGGGUAGGGUUCUGGGACGGAGCUAUGCUUUUUUCAAAUCACAUUCAGGCGGAUGUUGCACUAAACACUGGUUAUGCCUAAUAUACAGUAAUAACCCUACAUUCUUCCCUUCAUCAUGUUUAGAUGAUGCAUAGUCCAAAGAUGCCAAAUCAAAUGAUAAUUAAUAAUCAACAGUUAUCUUUCAGAGUGGAUAUAAGUGUGUGUGUGGGGGGGCUGACCAUUGUUUCUUUUGUUGUAUAAAAGGGGGUUGGAAGAUAAAUAAUACCUGUACAUCACCUAUUGGUCUCAAGUAUUUUUUUAAUGUCAGGGUGAGAAAGAGGUGGCUUGGCUUUGUGCUUCUUAAUUAAAUCAUUUGAGUACCAGUGUUCCUCCAAGGGUGUGGCGAGCACACUCGGGUCUAGCAACAGCAGACAGCCAUGUGACAUGGCACCUCAGCCGCCAGCUUAUAUUGUCAGCCGUUAAAGCGGGUCAGUGAUGUUUUUGUGUCUGUUUACCCUCAGCCAGACACACACACUAUAAGCCAAGCCACAAUGGCGCCUGAAGUCCAGCAUAAAUACCCAAACCCAUUUUCAACAGCUUGCGUUAUCAUAACACAUCAGAGAUUUAUUAGUUACUGUAUCAUGCAAAGUGAUGGAAGACCUGAGCAUUGACAGCACAUUAAUGGGAACUGUGGUUGACUGUAUUCGCUUAAGAAGGACCAAAUGUGUACUGCAGCAGUAUUGAACUGAUGAGAGCCUUGUGAUAUCGUUUAUCUUAAACAACCUUUAAAAAAAAAACCAUCUUGGGCUCAAAUGAUUUCUGUACUGCAAAGUAAAAACGAUUUUGUCAAAAACCAAA
Molecule: messenger RNA, 2476 nt
Organism: Epinephelus lanceolatus (giant grouper)
Lineage: Eukaryota; Metazoa; Chordata; Actinopteri; Perciformes; Serranidae
Gene: gdi2
Product: GDP dissociation inhibitor 2
Biological process (GO): vesicle-mediated transport; small GTPase-mediated signal transduction; protein transport
Cellular component (GO): cytoplasm
Molecular function (GO): Rab GDP-dissociation inhibitor activity
Source: RefSeq, a predicted model, not a curated record